CACGUCGGUCAUGCAGCACUACGGGGUGAACGGCUACUCUCUCCACGCCAUGAACUCACUGAGCGCCAUGUACAACCUCCACCAGCAGGCGGCGCAACAGGCCCAGCACGCCCCUGACUACAGGCCUUCAGUGCAUGCACUUACUCUUGCAGAGAGACUGGCUGACAUUAUCCUUGAGGCCCGAUAUGGCUCCCAGCACCGAAAGCAGCGGCGGAGUCGCACGGCCUUCACCGCCCAGCAGCUGGAGGCCCUGGAGAAAACCUUCCAGAAGACCCACUAUCCUGAUGUGGUGAUGCGUGAACGCCUGGCAAUGUGCACCAACCUGCCCGAGGCACGAGUGCAGGUCUGGUUCAAGAACCGUCGGGCCAAGUUUCGCAAGAAGCAGCGCAGCCUGCAGAAGGAGCAGCUCCAGAAACAGAAGGAGGCGUCAGGAGCAGCUGAAGGCUCUCCAGAGGACUCCAAGACUGACCUCACUACUGCCAACACCACUACCACCACCACCACCACCACCCUGGUUCCUGAGGCCCGCACCCCACCCCUCCCCUCCUCCCUAUCGUCCUGUCACUCAGAGGAGAGGCUGGAGGCGGCAGGGCCCCAGCCUGACGAGAUGAGCGUGGAAGUCAAUGUCACCUCCCCUGAGCCAUCGGACAGCGAGUCAGCAGCGGAAGAAAAUGCUGACAGAGAAGAGGACGAAAUGAGGGCGGGGACCAGGGUGAAGAUCAGGGAGGAGACGCAGGGGGAGGGGGGGGUGCAGCCAGGUGGCAGCUCCCCAUCCUGCAAACGACUCAGUCCUGCACCAGACUCUCCCCUGAGCUCCCCUGCCUUGCCGUCCUCCAGCAGUGCGAGCGGCAGUUUGGCUCAGAGCAACUCCUACGCCUCAUCCCCCCUCAGCCUCUUUCGGCUGCAGGAGCAGUUUCGGCAGCACAUGGCCGCCACCAACAACCUGGUGCACUACCCGUCCUUUGACAUGAGCACGCCGUCCUCUCUGCCCUACCUGGGCAUGAACGUCAACAUGCCGUCCCCACUGGGCUCACUGCCCUGCCAGUCCUAUUACCAGACGCUGUCACAGGCCCAGCAGGUGUGGAACAGCCCGCUGCUGCAGGCGGCGCCAGGCAGCCUCCCUGGAAGCCUCAACAGCAAGACGACAAGCAUUGAGAACCUCCGCAUGAGGGCUAAGCAGCAUGCAGCCUCACUGGGAUUGGACACGCUCCCCAACUGAAGCUCCUGCAGGCUGCUCAGAUUCUAUGUUCGGUUUUUGAUCUGUGUCUAGCUAUGAAUUAUGGGCCCUGUCAACAGGAAGUCACUCUGGCUCCCCGACAUUUUCCUCUUGGCCUCUCAUCACUGUCAGCAUCCAAAAACACACUGAGAAAUAAAUCAGUUUUUUUUGUCUGCUACCCAAUUGGCUGAUCAUUCUAAAAUUCCUCAGUUCCAAAUCUGUUUCCUACUUUAACAACUGCUGAGGAUAUUUUGCAGUUUUUCUCCCAACUAAAUUCAAUUUCAAAAGCAGAGCAACUAAGAGUAGAGCAACUUAUUUUUAGGGCCAACAUGAAAACCACAAGUGUGUUUCAGAGCAGACAUCGAAGGGGCCCUCUUCAAAUGGGCAUGAAGCUCACUGCUGUUGCUCAUGAGAAACAUGAAGAACGUCUCUGCUGGACAGACCGAACAAAAAACAAGAUUAUAAGGAGAACUCGAUGGACUUGAAUGAAUAGAUAAAAAAAAGAGAAAGAAUAAUCCCCCCGGACUGGAGUUACGACUGAACACUUCCUCCUGCCCGUGUGGAUCUUGCUUGUAUUUGACUCCUCCUGGUCCACAGCUCAAGCCUAAUGCCAGCUGUUCGCUAUGAACUGAGUCUCCUUUGUGCACACGGGGCAGAAAGUCUUCAACCACAGAGCUGACGUUCUCUUUCCAGGACCGACAACGAUAUUAAAAUAUGCCAUAAUCCAACACCAUGAACGUGAACUAUGCAUGUGUGCACCCUGUGAAGCAUGGCUUACAGCCGCACAACACAGAAUGAAGUCACAUCAGAUCGAAUAUCGCAAAUAAACCUCCGAUCAUUGGUUAUAAUCCUUGAGCCAAAUGUGUUUCUUUGUAGAUGAAAGUUUAAAGUCACAGCUCUGCCUGCAAGAAUCCAUUGAGCGUUGUAAAUAUCCCUCAGUGUAACUUCAUGUCUCCUUUUUGUGUGAAGCAAUUGUGUCUCUUAAGCAAAGGACCUACAGUGAAGGAGGAGGCACAGUCACAAAUAAAUAUGAACCCAGCCAACGUAUAUUUUUGCUAACUCGGGUGCCAGAUCGAGGUCACCAGAGAGACGCACGAGCCAGAUCUCUAUGUAUUAUAGCACUGUAGAUUCAAGACAUGUAUUUCUCAAUUGUUUUAAAUGUGAGUAAUUUAUCUGUUUAAUUCAAGGGAAUAAAUCACAAA
Messenger RNA from Paralichthys olivaceus (Japanese flounder), 2418 nucleotides. Lineage: Eukaryota; Metazoa; Chordata; Actinopteri; Pleuronectiformes; Paralichthyidae. The record is from RefSeq and is a predicted model, not a curated record.